AAUAGGUUUUUCUAAUCAAAUUGCAAUCGCUAACAUUUCGAGCUGUCAAAAUUUUCAACUGUUCAACAGUACAAAGAUAUUCCUCGUAAAUUUCUCGUUACACGAACCAAAUGCUAUUUCGGCCGCGAAAAUCUUCACAGAAAAUUUAAUAAAUUUGAAAUUUAAAAUCCAUUAAAACGACUUAUUUAAAUUUUUCAAGAGAUCGCAUUAAUAAAAGGUAAUACGAUGAAAAUUUCAGUCCUUAAAAACGGCCGAAAGUGUUACUGACUUGGUUAUUUCUACAAUUUCCUGUGAGGAAUUAAUUAGGAAUUAGAUAACGGGAUGUGACAAUCUAGCUUUUUUGUAUACUUGAAAACUUAAAGAUAUCGCUAAAAUAUACGGCUUCUUGCAAAAUGGGACAAACUAUGGGCAGGAUGCCUGAAACGUGGGAAGGUCUCCUGGAGGAGAGAGAUCGCGUUUUACAUUGGAGCUCCGAAGUGUUGGCGAGAGUGCAGGAUAAUGUUACGAACGAGGAUACGUUCUUGAUAGACUACGAUGACAACAAGAUUGACGUCAAGCUUGACACGUGGAUUAAAACUAAUCGAACGCGGGUUGACGAGAUGUUCAAUAAGUUUCCAAACGCGUCAGAUCAACUCAGAAAUACAGUAAACACGGGAAUCGAAAAGCUUAUUGAAGAACUGCGGGCAAAAACGAAAAAGGAUUAUCAGGGCGCGUACAGUGACAUUAAGAAGUUCAACAAGAAAGUGGAUCAAUUGGGCUCGAAUGAACGAAAGAUACACGCUGAAAUACAAAGUCUGGAGGCGGAAUGCGCGGGCGACACGAAGAAAUUUCAAAAGAAAUUUGGACCGUUGCGCUCAAAAGUGUUCGACAAUUUGCGGACCGGCGAGAAAAUGAUAUUCCAGGAUAAAAAGCUGAAAAGCGAUUUUACGAAAAAAGUUUACGAUAUUGAUCACAAAAACUCUACCGAGUGCGUGAAACGGAUCGAUAAAUUGGUAAAAGACUUCGAGAAAAAUGCAAUGAAAUAAGGAAUUAAAUAAAGCGGUACGAAAAAAAAAUGCCUUAUCGUCAACUUGCACUUUUGUACAUGCGAUCGAUAACACGUUUAUAAAAAAAAAAUUAUUAAAAAAUACGAUUUUUCUUUUUGAGA
Molecule: messenger RNA, 1147 nt
Organism: Wasmannia auropunctata (little fire ant)
Lineage: Eukaryota; Metazoa; Arthropoda; Insecta; Hymenoptera; Formicidae
Exons: 4
Coding region: 393-1025 (210 amino acids)
Source: RefSeq, a predicted model, not a curated record